This is a messenger RNA of Prunus mume (Japanese apricot), 1807 nucleotides long. RefSeq names its product lysine histidine transporter-like 8. The record is from RefSeq and is a predicted model, not a curated record. Lineage: Eukaryota; Viridiplantae; Streptophyta; Magnoliopsida; Rosales; Rosaceae.
CAAAGGCUUGUAUUUUAGUUUUACAGAGCUCAAGGACAUAGCAGCUGCCAUGGAAGAAGGGUUUGGUGAAGCAAAUUGGAGCACAGAUAGGGUUCAUUCAUUGAGCAGAAGGUCAGAAUCUGCUCAAGUCAUCCCCAUCACAACAAGUAAUCCCACAAGUGAAGAAGAUGGUGCUGAUUAUAUUGCAUCAUCAGCUGCAGAUUGGGGAGGUGGAGAGCUCAAUCCACAGGAUGCUUGGCUUCCCCUCACAGAGUCCAGGAAUGGGAAUACCAUUUCUGCUACCUUUCAUUUGCUCUGCUCAGGAAUUGGAAUCCAAGCCCUUUUACUGCCUGUUGCUCUUGCCACUCUUGGAUGGGCAUGGGGAAUCAUAUGCUUGUCACUGGCAUUUUCAUGGCAGCUAUACACCAUAUGGCUACUCGUACAUCUACACGAAUCCAACUCCAGAACUCGGUAUAGCAGAUACCUCGACCUCGCAAUGAUAGCCUUUGGUCAAAAGCUAGGGAAGCUUUCAUCUCUAGUCCCAGUAAUGUAUCUGUCAGCUGGUACAUGUGUGCAGCUAAUUAUCAUAGGAGGUGGAACCCUAAAGCUUUUCAUCACAACUGUGUGCAAGGAUGGAGCAACUUGUGAUGCCAAGUCAUUGACCACUGUAGAAUGUUUCUUGGUGUUCAUGAUCAUGGCUGUUGUUGUGGCUCAAUUUCCCAACUUGAACUCCCUAGCUUGGGUUUCUUUGAUUGGCUCCAUCACAGCAAUUGCAUAUUGUACUAUGAUUUGGGCCCUUUCAAUUGGCAAGGGCAGGUCCGGUGACAUUUCAUAUGACCCUCCAGAGAUGGAGUCUAAUAUGGACAGAUUUGGGGGGAUUUUGAAUUCUCUUGGUAUCAUUGUUCUUGCAUUCAGAGGCCACAAUGUUAUCCUUGAGAUACAGGGGACAUUACCAUUAAGUGCAAAGCACCCAACCCACAAGCCAAUGUGGAGAGGAGUGGCCAUAUCAUAUCUACUCAUAGCCAUGUGUUUGUUUCCUCUGGCCAUAGCUGGAUUUUGGGCUUAUGGAAACAAGGUACCCUCAUCAAAUGGAGGGCUUUUGAUCGCGAUUUCGAAGUUCCACGGGCAUGACACACCAAGAAUUGUGCUGGGACUAAUGUUCAUACUUGUGAUCAUAAACUGCCUAAGUACAUUCCAAAUCUACGGCAUGGUGAUUUUCGACAAACUAGAGUCGAACUACACUAGCAAGAAGAAGAAGCCAUGUGCAAGGUGGCUUCGAAUGGCUUUUCGCGUGUUCUUUGGAGGGAUUGCAUUCUUUGUAGCAGUGGCUUUUCCAUUCUUGGGAAGCUUGGCACCCCUAAUUGGAGGGUUGACAUUGCCUCUGGCAUAUGCUUAUCCAUGCUUCAUGUGGAUUGCAAUCAAGAAACCAAAGCCAAAAGGUGUCAUGUGGUGUGCCAACAUGGGACUCGGAUGCUUAGGCCUGGUUUUGAGUGCUCUUUUAGUUGUUGCAGCAGCAUGGAACUUGGCUAGCAAAGGCCUGCAUGCCAACUUCUUCAAACCUUAAUUAGUUGUAUUUUUCAUAGAAACGAAAAAAAACAUGUAUAUUUAAAUUAAGCUAGUUAAGUGACAAGUACUUGUUAAACUUUUGUUAGAUUCAGUAAACAUCAGCUGGUAGAUUUGUUAACUGAGCGGUAAAUUCACGGAGGUGCCUGUGGAUGCUAGCGGUGCUCAGCUCUAGAAACUUUUGAUGUCACGAAAACAAGGCGAAAGCCGAUACAAAUUGCCAUAUGAUAGUGAAGCUGAGGUGACUGGAGCAAGGGAUGCAGUU